UCUCUUUCGCUGUAGUGCGGCGGUCUGCGAAAGCUGUCAAAACAUUGUUUUGGUGUUUUCAAUUUUCGCAUUCAGCGGAAUAUUUUUCAAUUUUUUGAAAAAUUCCUAGGAAAACCAUCAGUAAAAUUAGUUUUGUUCGGCGAAAAUAGUGAUCCGUAUUUCGCUUAAUCGAAUGGUGUAAACAUCCGAGGAAAAGUGUUAUUUUUCUGCGAGAUACGGCAGCCGAUUCAGAAGUGCUUUGUUAAGCACGUGUUUACGUGUUUCGUUGAUUUGUUGCCGCCACAGAAAAAAUGGGCAAAAAGAAGGCUAACCAGUUGGGUCGAUCCCUGAUCAAGGACCGCUUCGGACAGGGCAACCGGAAGACCGUGGAUAACAAUAGUAUGCUUCACACAACCGAAGUUCAGGACGGAUACGAUUGGGGUCGUCUGAACCUGCAAUCCGUGACGGAGGAAUCAUCCUUCCAGGAGUUUCUGCGAACCGCGGAAUUGGCAGGAACGGAAUUUCAAGCUGAAAAGUUGAACAUCACCUACGUCAAUCCGAAGGCCAAGGUUGGGCUGUUGACCACAAACGAAAGGGUUGCCAUCGAGAGGAAACAGGUGGACAAGAAGGACUUGCUGAAGAUUCCGAGACGGCCGAAAUGGACUAAGGAAACUACCCCGGAGGAGUUGCAAACCAUGGAGAACGAAAACUUUCUGGACUGGAGAAGGGGAUUGGCCGCACUGCAAGAGGAGGACGGGAUGUUGAUGACUCCAUACGAACGCAACUUGGACUUUUGGCGGCAGUUGUGGAGAGUGGUUGAACGAUCGGACAUUGUGGUGCAGAUUGUAGACGGGCGUAAUCCACUGCUGUUCCGGAGCGAAGAUCUGGAGCGGUACGUGAAGGAGGUGGACGAACGCAAGAUGAAUAUGAUUUUGAUCAACAAGUCGGACUUCUUGAAUGAGGAUCAACGAACGGCCUGGGCACGGUAUUUCGACGAGCAGGGCAUUCGGGUGGCGUUCUUCUCGGCGGCGGAAUCCGUGGAGGAAGCCAAGAGGGAACAAGAGGAACGGGAAGCACGGGAGGAUCAAAGCGAGGAGGACGAGGAAGAUGAAGUGAAUGGCGAGCUGGAUGAGAAGCUGAAGGGAUUGGAGGUGAAAGUUGAUCAGGUGGAAAAGGUUCUGGAGAAAUUGGAGGAGAGAAUAGAGCAGCUGACGGACGAUGGCAAUGCGACCUCAACAUCAGAUUCCAGCAUCAAAAUACGUAAUAAUCCAAAAAUUCUAACGAACACGGAACUCAUCGCGCUCUUUAAAAGUCUCCAUAAAGAAGAGCGUGUCACCAGCGGAUUGGUAACGGUCGGUUUGGUUGGAUACCCAAACGUUGGUAAAAGCAGCACCAUUAACGCGGUGUUCCUCGAAAAGAAGGUCUCGGUUUCGGCCACACCUGGCAAGACCAAACAUUUCCAAACGCUCUACGUAGACAGUGAGCUUCUGUUCUGCGAUUGCCCCGGUUUGGUAAUGCCCAGCUUCUGCACCACCAAGGCCGACAUGAUUCUGAACGGUAUCCUGCCGAUCGAUCAGAUGCGAGACCACGUUCCUCCGGUGAAUUUGCUGUGCACAUUGAUUCCGCGACACGUUCUCGAGGACACGUAUGGAAUCAUGAUAACGAAGCCAUUGGAAGCGGAGGAUCCCAAUCGACCACCGUUUGCCGAAGAACUUCUGCUAGCGUUCGCAUACAAUCGGGGCUACAUGACGGCCAACGGACAGCCGGAUCAGUCUCGUGGAUCGCGAUACGUGCUGAAGGACUUUGUCAACGGAAAGCUGCUGUACUGCCACGCUCCACCGAAUGUGGAACAGAACGAAUUCCACAAGUUUCCCGAGCGGCAGAAGGAGGAAAUGGACGUUAAGCUGCUGCCACCGCGACAACAGAGAGCCAUGAAGAUGGGCACCACCACCGGCAAGGACGUCGACGCGCAGUUCUUCCAGGACCGUUCGGCGACGGGCUUCGUCAAGGGGCGUAGUGAUUUUCCGAAUGUAAGGGUACCGGGCGCGGCCAAUCCGCAGGAAGCCGGUGUCAUCGUGGCUGGCAAACCGUGGAAGCACCAGAAGCGAGAGAAGAAGGAAAAACUACGCCGGAAGUACGCCCAUCUCGAUCAGCAUUGAUUUGGGAAGGAAGCGAGCCAGGGAGAGUGGGAACGAGAGUAUGCAAGAACGAACGAGUUUCAAUAAACUGUCUUUGUAACUUUAUUGUGUUUGUUGUACAAAAGAGGAAAUUACACAUCUUUUAUAUUAAAUAUAAAUAUGUAUCAUAAUA
This is a messenger RNA of Aedes aegypti (yellow fever mosquito), 2289 nucleotides long. It is a transcript of the gene Ns3, whose product is annotated as large subunit GTPase 1 homolog. Gene Ontology annotation, biological process: ribosomal subunit export from nucleus. The transcript is spliced from 4 exons. Lineage: Eukaryota; Metazoa; Arthropoda; Insecta; Diptera; Culicidae. The record is from RefSeq and is a predicted model, not a curated record. Gene Ontology annotation, molecular function: GTP binding; GTPase activity. Gene Ontology annotation, cellular component: cytosol. Bases 291 to 2138 code for a protein of 615 amino acids.